AUGACUAUGGUGACUUGCUCAGGCGAAAAUCAACCAGCUGAUCUUUUUGAUGCCGAGUCUGAGCCGGCGGAGUGGCGCAACAGUGAUUCUCUCUCCCAAUUCUUCGAAUCGGCUUUUCAAAUCCGGGACCAUCCGACGCUGAACGAGAAGGAGAACGAAGCGGGAAUCGACAUAAAGUCUCAACUGAGAGCCACUCAGCUUCAGAACGUCGCAGGUCUGAAGUUUCGCGGGACCGAUAAUCUUAAGGAUCACCUCCGGAUGAACCAGGAGACGGGGGUCGUUGAGUUGUACCAUCACACCUCGGUCCUGAAAGAAUGUCUCAACAUGCAAGGCCCUGAUCCCAAUGAUCCGGCGCCGACAGGAAAUAUUUCCAGCAUUAUUCCCCGACAGCUGGCACUUGAAACGCUAGAUUCACUGCAAAAGAUCAUUUUUCCAAUGGACCGCGAGUCCCGAAGAAUGUUGCGGUCUCUUGUGUCGAAAGAGAACCUGGACCUAGACUGCCUGAGGUUCGAGACCCUGAUAACCCGUUCCGACGACGAGAACGACAUCAAGUAUCAAUACUGGGGCUCUCGGCUAAUGGAUUUGUACGAUGAAAUCGAGAACCCGAAGCCUCGCGGUCUUCUGGAGCAGUGGAUGGAGAGGAAGAGUGGCGCUAGAUAUGUCAUGAUGGCAACCUUAGCUGGCGUCCUGAUCGCGGUGAUUUUGGGCCUGCUUGGACUGGCUGUCAGUAUUUUCCAAGCGUGGGUCGAUUAUCAGCAGUGGAAGCACCCAGUGACAGUGUAG
Messenger RNA from Diaporthe citri, 783 nucleotides. RefSeq lists its product as uncharacterized. The transcript is spliced from 2 exons. Lineage: Eukaryota; Fungi; Ascomycota; Sordariomycetes; Diaporthales; Diaporthaceae. The record is from RefSeq and is a predicted model, not a curated record. Bases 1 to 783 code for a protein of 260 amino acids.